CAUGAUCUCCAGGUUAAGUAGGGUCCUGAGUACUUCUGUCCAGCUGUCGCCAUGGAGAAGCACAAGACACAUGGCAUCUCUACGGGUGUGAGAACCCCAAGUGGAGCACAGGGGUAACAACCUAAAGACUAUCAAUGACUUGCCUGGACCCAGCCAACUGGAGUUGAUCUACUGGGUGUUUCUGAGAGGUUACCUGUUUCACAUGCACGACCUAGAGGUACAGCUUAAAAAGAAGUACGGACCAAUAUGGGUUUCUACCUUGGCGCAGUAUCGCAUGGUCAAUAUUGCUGGCCCUGACAUCUUGGAGAAUCUUUUGAAACAAGAAGGCAAGUACCCAAUGAGGGCCCCCAUGGACCAAUGGAAGGGACAUCGAGACCUUAGGGGACAUUCCUACGGGCCGCUGACUGCACAGGGCCAUCAAUGGCAAACCCUGCGCUCAGUGCUUAACCAGAAGAUGCUGAAACCAACCGAUGCUGCGCGCUAUAUUGACACACUGAACGAGGUGGUCCCAGAACUGCUGGACAAGAUCAAAAAGCUGAGAGCAGAGAGUCAGACGGGACUGGUGGUGAAAAAUGUGGCCGAGCUGAUGUAUAAGUUUGCCUUUGAAAGCAUCUGCGGGGUAAUAUUUGAGACCCGGCUAGGGUGUCUGAGAAGUGAGGUUGCAGAUGACACCCAGAAAUUCAUCUACUCAGUUGGAUUCAUGUUGGAGAACGAGGUGGUGAUUGAUCGGCUGCCUCUUUGGACCAGAAAUUGGCUUCCUUACUGGGGACGUUUUCUAGAGGCCUGGGACACCAUUUUUGCUUAUGGGAAGAAACUGAUUGACAAGAAAAUGGAAGACAUUGAAAGACGCCUCCAAAGAGGAGAAGAUUUAGGAGGAGCCUAUCUGACUCACCUGCUGACCAAUGGAACGCUGAGCCUAAAGGAGGUGUAUGGGAUAAUGCCGGAGCUCCUUCAAGCUGGGGUGGACACGACAUCAAAUACCCUAUCAUGGGGCCUGUACCUGCUGGCAAAGCACCCCGAGGUCCAGAAGACUCUCUAUGAGGAGGUGGUGAGUGUUAUCCCUGGAGACAAAGUUCCCUCCCAUGAGGAUCUUGCUAGAAUGCCGCUGCUGAAAGCCGUCAUUAAGGAAACCCUCAGGAUGUAUCCAGUGGUUCCACUAAAUGGACGGAUUACAACAGAUAAGGAAGUUGUGCUAGAAGGAUACGUUUUCCCUAAAGAUACCCUGUUCAUACUCUCUCACUAUGUGCUGUCCCGUGAUGAAAACAGCUUUUCUGAACCCGACAGAUUCCUACCCCAGAGGUGGCUGCGCAGCUUUGGGAGAAAGCACCACCCUUUUAGCUCUAUCCCCUUUGGGCAUGGGGUCAGAGGGUGCCUGGGGCGUCGUGUAGCCGAGCUGGAGAUGCAUUUAGCUCUGUCACAGAUUAUUAGGCAAUUCGAGGUGCUGCCAGACCCAAAGAUGAAAGAGGUUAAGACAAAGAAUCGAGUGGUUCUCGUGUCAGACAUUCCAAUUGACCUGCAGUUCAUCGAUCGACAUUAA
Nanorana parkeri is the source of this 1537-nucleotide messenger RNA. RefSeq names its product sterol 26-hydroxylase, mitochondrial-like. Gene Ontology annotation, cellular component: mitochondrial inner membrane. Bases 203 to 1537 code for a protein of 444 amino acids. The record is from RefSeq and is a predicted model, not a curated record. Gene Ontology annotation, biological process: cholesterol metabolic process; glucocorticoid biosynthetic process; cellular response to peptide hormone stimulus. The transcript is spliced from 9 exons. Lineage: Eukaryota; Metazoa; Chordata; Amphibia; Anura; Dicroglossidae. Gene Ontology annotation, molecular function: oxidoreductase activity, acting on paired donors, with incorporation or reduction of molecular oxygen; monooxygenase activity; iron ion binding.